Molecule: messenger RNA, 775 nt
Organism: Anopheles aquasalis
Lineage: Eukaryota; Metazoa; Arthropoda; Insecta; Diptera; Culicidae
Product: adult cuticle protein 1-like
Source: RefSeq, a predicted model, not a curated record
AAGCCCGUGGCCUGACCGUACAUCGGUAUAAAUACCUUUUGGUGCGCUUCGGUUAAGCAUCACAAUCAGUUCAAACGUCCGAUCGAGCAGAUCAUUACCAUUGAGUAGCUUCAGUGUUCAGCACACGAACCACAAACACUCCAAUCAUCAUGAAGUGCGCCAUCGUUGCCGUCGUUCUGGCUCUGGCCGUCGUCUCGGAGGCUGGAGUGCUGCCAUGGGGCUGGCCAUACGGUGGUCUGCCAGCGGCUGUUCCGGUUGCUGCGUGGCCCCCGGCGGCCAUCCAUGCCGCAUACCCAGCGUACGCACCGCACGCCGCACUGUGGGGUGCUCCCCAUGCCGCCCUCUGGGCUGCUCCUCAUGCUCCGGCUGCCUCGGUCGCUCACCAUGCCGGUGUUGUGCCCGGAGCCACUUCCGUCACUGCCACGCGUGGUGCCGUCCAUGUUGCCCCUCUGCCAGGACAUGCCGUUUCGCAGCAGCAGCUGAACCUUGCUCCGGCCCCUGGAACCAUCUAAACAGAGGAUCGCCAUCGUGCAAUCAGGAUACCGUCUCAAAUCCCAGACACAAACAGUAUGCGCUCCCUCCCUCCCCAGUGGCCCCCUCAUGCCCCACCCACCAUCUGUCGCCAUCGUGCAAUAUGCUGAACAAGUGAUAACAUACUCAUUAGGUCGUAAGUUGGAUCGACGGACGCCGUUCCGUUUCUAAUCGUUCAUAUUGCUGCAAAAGCUUCACUCAAACCCCGGAAAUGCAAUAAAUAGAAGCAUUUUUACAAAAAAAA